Molecule: messenger RNA, 950 nt
Organism: Salvelinus sp. IW2-2015
Lineage: Eukaryota; Metazoa; Chordata; Actinopteri; Salmoniformes; Salmonidae
Product: retinol-binding protein 2
Biological process (GO): fatty acid transport
Cellular component (GO): nucleus; cytosol
Molecular function (GO): fatty acid binding
Source: RefSeq, a predicted model, not a curated record
CAUAGAAUCUGACUCUACCUCUUGCAGUGUGUGUGUGUGUGAGCAAAUUCCCCAUAGACAGAUACAGGGCAUAUACAGUAACACAAACCCGGCCGGUGCCAAGAUGCCUGCAGACUUCAAUGGACAAUGGGUGAUGGUCACCAACGAGAACUUUGAGGAUAUCAUGAAGGCCAUUGAUAUUGACUUUGCAACCCGUAAGAURGCCGCCCACCUGACUCAGACCAAGGUGAUCGUCCAGAACGGAGACAAGUUUGAAACCAAGACCUUGAGCACCUUCAGGAACUACGAGGUCAACUUCACCGUCGGGGAGGAGUUUGAGGAGGUCACUAAGGGACUGGACAACAGGACGAUCCAGACACUGGUUACUUGGGAUGGAGAUACGUUGGUGGCUGUGCAGAAGGGAGAGAAGGCCAAUCGUGGCUGGAAGCAAUGGAUAGAAGGAGACCUGCUACACCUGGACAUCUAUGUUGAAGACAAAGUCUGCAAACAAGUAUUCAAGAAGAAACCCUAAAACCGUCUUUGUUGUAACAUUUAAAAAAAUAUAUAUAUUAAUUCACCUUUAUUUAACCAGGUAGGCCAGUUGAGAUCAAGUUCUCAUUUACAACUGCGACCUGGUCAAGAUAAAGCAAAGCAGUGCGUCAAAUACAACAACACAGAGUUACACAUAAACAAACAUAUAGUCAAUAACACAAUAGAAAAAUGUUUGUACAGUGUGUGCAAAUGUAGAAGAUUAGMGAGGUAAGGCAAUAAAUAGGCCAUAGAGGUGAAAAAAUGACAAUUUAUCAGUAACACUGGAGUGAWAGAUGUGCAGAGGAUGAUGUAUAAGUAGAGAUACUGGGCUGCAAAAGAGCCAGAAGAACAUUACAUACAUGUGUUCCUGCCUGCAUAAUUGUCUUWUGUAUUUAUGAUGUGAUUGUACAUACAUUUAAUAAAUACUUAAUUCAACCCAA